This is a messenger RNA of Peronospora matthiolae, 1092 nucleotides long. The record is from the annotation of a GenBank genome assembly. NCBI's taxonomy places the organism in Eukaryota, Oomycota, Peronosporomycetes, Peronosporales, Peronosporaceae.
AUGGAUCACUUGUCGGCGACGACGAGUGAUCGUUAUCGAACACGAUUGUUCGAUUCGUCAAGGAUCCAUCACCUUGACCCCAGUGUGAAAAACUAUCGCGCUGAGAACGAUUUCUUUAUCGAUGCUUUCUUUAAACAUCGAUGGUACAGUGGGAAUCACAAACGUGAUGGUCUCUCACUGCUUCAAGCGUGGAACGCCUACAUCCAUAACCUUGAGGAUGUAGGUCGUGACGUUUGGAACGACAAACUUAUCAAAGGUCGUGAUAAGUUUGAAAAGCGAACCCCGACAGGUGCACGCUACAAGCUGCAUCGUCCGUCUAGGGAGAAAGGAUUACCCUGCCUCUCCUGGGGAGACUCGUGCCCAUGUUGUGUGAACAACUCUGCAAGAGCACCUAAGGAGGCUUACCUCCUUACUAGCCCGUGGUGGAGCGUACGUAUCUCUAGUGAGAUGUACGAAGGGAUUGACAACCUGAAAUCCCUUUAUGACCGUGCCGGGAAGACUUUCUCCAGCGAUCCUUCUGCUGCACAGGAUGUGCCGCGUCGUACUGCUCGACCAGACCCAGUACGUCAACCAUCAGUUGGGAGCGGGGCUCCCAAGUAUCCCAGGACGGGGGAUAACCGCGCCAUUGGACGAGGUAACUCGUCCGACAUCCGUUCACAUCGCGGUGGUUCAACAGCUGCUCAAACAGAUAGCGCUGGCCACCGUGAGAGUCCUCUAAUGGAGGUGGAGGAGGAGGAAAAACGCUCUCUAAACUAUCGCGGGGAAGCGUGUGUCCCCGAGAGCUUCUUUGAUCGCGUAACGCAAGGGUUACGCGGCGAUCUCGAGCAUGAGCGGGACAGGCGUCUCCAACUGACGGACACUGUCUUGAAGCAUCGAGCUGAGUUUGCUCAGCUUGAGAACGAGAGAGCUUUGACGUCUCUGCGUGACGAGCUAAGGGUAGCUCGUGGAGAUAUUGACCGGUCUAAGGCUGAGAAAACUGCUCUUCAGACCUUUUUCGAUAUCCACCAACGGGAGCACAAGGCCCUCUGUGAGAUGCUUAAGUGCAAGGGCGUUCUUCAUCGGAAGAAACAGCGUACUGAUGGUACGGCUUAA